Molecule: messenger RNA, 2616 nt
Organism: Microplitis demolitor
Lineage: Eukaryota; Metazoa; Arthropoda; Insecta; Hymenoptera; Braconidae
Gene: Lef-8
Product: viral RNA polymerase subunit
Exons: 2
Coding region: 151-1623 (490 amino acids)
Source: RefSeq, a predicted model, not a curated record
UCAACAAUAUUGUGCAGGCGCGAUUUAAAUAUAAAAUAAAAUAAACUGAGCAUUUGGUCAGUGUGAGCCCAGGUCAUAGGAUCGGUCCUUGAUCAAUACUAUCAUUCGAAGUAGUGACUGCUGCUGUAAAUGCUUUACUGUUAAGUGAACAUGGAUGAAUUUUUUGAUCAAGAGCGUUUCAAUUCACAUAUACUACCAACUAUUCAUAAAUCAAUAGAUACAUUGGCAAUAAAGCUUAAAAUCGUAGCUCAGCGAUUGAAAAAAGGAAAAAGAAAACGAAAAAAUAAUUCCGAAAAAAUAGUUAGUUCUGGUACAAAUGAGCUUAAAAAAAUGAUUCCGAAGAAUACAACUACAGAGAAUACAUUUGAAACUAAUUUUGAUAGUUUCAUCAACUCUGAAAAUAAUAAUUUUUUUCUCGAAAUUAACAAGAAAGACGAUGACAGUGCUAAAGCGUCAUCGAAUUUUAAUGUUGCGGAUAUAUAUGAUAGAGAUAUUGUCACAGAUGAAAACAGUAAUGAUACUUCACUUCUUAUGGCCAAUACGAUCACUUAUAAGCAACUAAUUAUUGGUACAUUAAGACUUGUCAGUUACAUUUAUCGAUCACCAAAUGUGGCUUACGAAGAUUCUGAAACCAUCAUGAAAAAUGGAAAUAUUGAUUACUUAUUGCUGAAUAAGAUAUCGGUUCCUUUGAUUAAUCAGUUGUUCAAUUUAUACCAUGCAUUUGGCAAUAAAUUUUUUUUCAUUAAUCGUAGAAAAAGAGUUUCGAAAGAGAUGCGUUCAGUCAUGAGUCAUUCUACAGUAGCCAUGAAUUUUUUGUUUAAACUUAUUUUCGAAAUUUCUCCAUGUGCAUUAGUUUCUGUAUUAUUCAUGUAUAUACAAAAUGAUGAGUAUGCAAAAUCAUGUUGUUCGAUAUUACGAGACUAUUUGAUACCUUACAUAACUAAAUUUAGUCGUUUGCGACAUGAACAAUUAGUUUAUGAAAUGCGAUUACGACAAAUGAUCACUGAUAAAGAUUAUAUGCAGCUUUUUGACAUUCUUAAAAUUGAUAUCGAGCGGGUAAUUUACAGAAAGUAUCCUCUACCAUUUAAUUUAAAUAAUAAUUUAAAGUCGUUGCAUAUCCUUAAGUAUCAUAUGUAUAAAAGAAACACCAAGAAUAUUUAUUAUUAUGAAUCUGAAGACGCUGUUCAACUAAUGUCGAAGAAGGGAGAUAAUGCUUCAAUGAUAGUUUUUGUAAGGGGAAUGUGCGUAUUUAUAUUUGAUGUUUUGGAACUACCUGGAGAGAAUUUAGAAGAAAAAAGUUGGGCUGAACGCUUGACACUAUAUAAGCCAUUUCUGAAAGAGCGAUGUGAAAAUAUUAUUACCGUAAACGAAAUUCAUGAGUCAGAAUUGGAUUCUUUAAUCAAACGACCCACGUUUAUUUACGUUAAAACAUGUGGAUUUGGACUAGGAACAUUUUUUGAAAAUUUUCAUAAAUAUGAACGAAAAGGGCGACGGACAUCCAUCAUUUCUGAACUACCACGUUAUAACUCAUCUUCUAAGCUUCAAAAUUCAUCAAUCAAACCAAUGCUUUCAUCAACAUCACAAAUAAAAAAAAAUAAAUUCGCUAUUAUUGAUCAAUUAUAAAGAUUGAUGUAACAAUCAUCAUGUUUGAUUAUCGAAUUUAUCAAAAGUUACAGAAUUAAUUUCUAUUUUGAUUUUUGCAUAGCCUUUCAUGAUAUUUCUAUGAUCAGCAAACAAAAUUGAUAUUUCAUAGUUAGAAGAUUCAGUCAAUUCAUCUUGUUUCUCUUAAUAAUUGAUCUUUGUACUUUGAUUAUAUAAAAUUAUGUAAAACUAUCGGUAGUAAUUAUCAGUACAUAAAACUAUUGAAAAAAAUAUGAUUUUUUCGCUACAGUUUUCCUUCUUGCCUUUGUAACUUUAUUGAGCAUAAGUCGUUAAGAAAACAUUUUUCACGUAGCAGAUUGAUAUAAAUUAUUAAAUCAUUUUUCAAUGAAUUAUGUAGUUUUAACUAAUUUUAUAUUUUGAAUUUUCACCAAUACGUGCACACUCUUAUCUCACCGUGAUGACUACAACCACCCGCCUAAAGAUAGCGUACCUACGCGCCAUGUAUAAAAACAUUUAUACUUAUUAUUUUACUAAAUAUUCUAUUAUGAUUUUAUCAUAAUUAAGAUGAUAUUUUAAUUAUUCUUUCAUGAUAUUAAAUGCUAUAAGAAGUAGAUAAUAUUCAACAUUAAUUAUUAUCAUCAAUGCGUAUACUUUUUCUUCGGUAUUAAUAAAAUGUUUUGUAAACUGUUGAUUACUGAUAAAUACCAUAUUUUUGCUCUCCAAAAAGGCUAGUAGUAAAAGAAAAGACAGCUGACUAUAUAUUUAUUCAAUUAUUAAAAUAUUCAAAAAAUAUAAAUAAUUAGUAAAACCUGAUGAUAAAUAUUAUAGGUAUUCCCUCGAGUGAAAUCACUGGUAUAAAUAUAUUUUUUUUAUUUUUUUAUUUUGGCCUUAAAAAAAUAAAAUGUAGUAGUCAUAGACGCCUCUAUGCUAUCGACUUGUUGCUGAGAACAACAGAAGAGAGAACCGGAUUGUUCAAGUAAAUGGUUGUGUUAAGGUUAUUGAGAAAAUGUUCGU